This is a messenger RNA of Syngnathus acus (greater pipefish), 3982 nucleotides long. It is a transcript of the gene ppfibp2b, whose product is annotated as PPFIA binding protein 2b. The record is from RefSeq and is a predicted model, not a curated record. Gene Ontology annotation, molecular function: protein binding. Gene Ontology annotation, cellular component: presynaptic active zone. Lineage: Eukaryota; Metazoa; Chordata; Actinopteri; Syngnathiformes; Syngnathidae. Gene Ontology annotation, biological process: neuromuscular junction development. Bases 216 to 3341 code for a protein of 1041 amino acids. The transcript is spliced from 30 exons.
AUGGAGCUCGCGCUUCAGUUGAGCGACGACACGGCAGGCAAGUGUACUGUACUCUUCCGCUCACCUUGCGUGCGACACCCUGUUGUGUCACUUUGGGAAUGUUUGUGUUUCCGCCUGGGCGCGAUCAUUUCAUCGGGAGGAGUCUCCAAAAGAACAUAUUUAAGGAUUUAAUCCGAGAACCUCGAGGUGACGCCUAUAUGCAUAUCUGAGGUCAAAUGCUACCCACUAUUACAAUGGAAACUGAGGCUAGUCACAUGCUCGAGGCAGCUCUGGAGCAGAUGGAUGACAUAAUUGCAGGUUCGAAAGCAACAGCUUUGGAGCUCACUAAUGGCGCGUAUGACCUUGGUUCUGUCGUGAGCCACACCCCUCUGCGGGUUCUUCAGUUAGCUGUAGACCUCAAACUUGCUUUGGAGCUCCAACCAAACCAGGAAGAGAGAGAGCGCCUCAGAGCACAAUUGCCCACAGAUACAGCGGAGGCUCUCAAAGACUGGCUCCAGAGUGGAGAUGUGAACCUGUGUCCUCCUUCCAACAAUGAAACCUACCAAGAGCGACUGCUCCGUCUAGAGGGUGACAAGGAGUCCUUGGUUUUACAGGUAAGUGUACUGACGGACCAGGUGGAGGCCCAAGGGGAGAAGAUCAGAGAUCUAGAAAGCUCCCUUGAGGAACACAGACGGAAACUAGCCUUCACUGAGGAGAUGCUGCAACAGGAACUGGUGAGCAGGACGUCUCUGGAAACUCAGAAGUUAGAUCUGAUGGAUGAGGUCUCCUACCUGAAACUGCAGUUGGUUAGCAUUGAGGAAACGCAGAACACACAUCCGCAAGAUCCCAUGGACACAAACCAGAACAAAGCAGAGUGCGUGGUAAAUCUCAUUAGUGAGCUCCAGGAGCAGAUGUGCAGGUUUCAAGAGGAAAUCAGCACUCGCAUUCAGGAGAAGCGGGCCCUCGAAGAUGGUGACACCCAGCGUGGAGAGCCACGUGCUGACCAAGCCCAGGGUCACAGCCCUGUGGUCGGGCUGAGCGGCACGAACCUGAGCCUGUGUGGUCUCAGUACUUGGAAGCACAACGGAGCACUGACUACAAAUGAUUUUUUGCAAGAAGUGAAGAAACUCAAGAAUAAAGUGGAGGAGUUGGAGGAAGAGAAGGGACAGUAUGAGAGGCAACUUCGAGUCACCAAGGCUGAAAUUUCAGACCUGCAGCAGCUCCUUGCCUCCAAAGAUGCUGAGAUUGAAUGCCUACACACCCAACUUCUGGCCAGAGGCAGCACAGCCAAUGACAACGCAGAGAGAGAGGAGGUGUACAUCAAACAUCUGAUAAACAAAUAUCAGGAAUACCAGAGGCUGAAGGUGGGGAUGGAGUCUCUUUUAGCUUCAAACGAUGAAAAGACGCGCCGUAUAGAGGAGCUGACAAAUCUGGUUGGCCAGUAUCGAAAGAUUAAUGAGCUCAUGGCACUCACACAUGGAAGCAGUGAAGAGGAGCUGAGUGGCAGUUUAAAAGUCAGAGCCAUUGCACACAAAGCCCAUUGUGAUAUCUACAGGUCAGAGAUGUCAUCAAGAGGAUCUUCGCCACUUAUGUUAUCCUCAUCACCUUACCAGAGAGACCUAGAUUCAUGUUUUCAGAACUCUAUGGACAUAUCACUUUCUACUGGCGAUGCAACCUUCUUAAAUGGAUCAUGGCAUCAGCGCAGGUUGCAGUCAAGCAGUCUUGAGGAAUUGCAGAGCAGAUCUCUACAAAAGCCCGUAGAGGUCCUGCCAGAUGAAAGUGAAUCAGACGUAGGGGGAGAGAAUGCUCUAAUGGAGCUGAACAAGUACCAGACGCUGCCAGGGAAGCUGUGUGGAAAAAGUGAGCGAAGGACCAAGAUGAACAGUGACAGAGAAAGAGAAGAAUAUUUAUCUCCUGUAAGGCUCUCGCCUGUCUCGAGCCACGACCAGGACUACAAUCUGAUUCGCUUCAGGAGUGCCAGUGCUCCAGUUUUAGGAUCUCCUGGAAAGUAUGAUCUUUACUAUACUGAAUGUUCAGAGCAACUAGAAGGGUGUAUAUUGUCAGAGCAGUCACCGCUAUCCUCUGAAAUGAACUCUGGACAGCACUCUCCUAUGUCACCCGAAAACAGGAAAAGCCAAAGAGGCAUAAAGAAGCUCUGGGGCUUGAUUCGUCGGAGUCAAUCAGGUAGUCCAGUUCAAACACAUGACCCCGAUCUUGUCGAGUUCAAGAGGGGAGGCCCUAGAAACACAACUGGACCAAGACAGGCACGUUCAGGGUACAUAAGAGACCUGAAGCUGCAUUUUUCUAGGUGGAACACAGAGCAGGUGUGUACAUGGCUUGAGGACAUUGGACUGGGCCAGUAUGCCACCAUGGCCCACCAGUGGGUCAGCAGUGGUCAAACUUUAUUGUCUGCCACACCGCAAGACCUAGAAAAGGAAAUGGGAAUGAAAAAUCCAUUGCACCGGAAGAAACUCCAUUUAGCCAUCAAGACGUUUAAUAGCAAGCAGCACGAGAAGUCUGCCGAGCUGGAUUACCUCUGGGUCACUCGCUGGCUAGAUGACAUUGGCCUUCCUCAGUAUAAGGACCAAUUUAGUGAAGGAAGAGUGGAUGGGCAGAUGUUGCAGUACCUUACUGUGAACGACUUGUUGGUCCUCAAAGUGACCAGCCAACUGCAUCAUCUCAGCAUCAAGUGUGCCAUACAUGUUCUACAUGUUAACAAGUUCAACCCUAACUGCCUCAAACGCAGGCCCGGCACUGAGAACCAGUUUGCUCCCAGCGAGGUGGUUCAGUGGUCCAAUCAUCGAGUCAUGGAGUGGCUGAGAUCUGUGGAUCUGGCAGAAUACGCCCCAAACCUGAGAGGCAGUGGAGUUCACGGAGGACUAAUAAUGUUGGAGCCUCGGUUUAAUUCCGACUCGCUGGCCAUGCUGCUUAACAUCCCUCCUCAGAAAACACUGCUGCGGCGCCACUUGACCACCAAUUUCAGCAACCUGGUGGGAGUACAAGCUCAGCAGGAGAAGAAAGAGUACAUAGAGGCAGUGAACUACACACCACUCAGCAUCACUGCCAAAGUCAAGCCUAAAAAGUUGGGCUUCUCUAACUUGACGCAUUUGCGGAAGAAGCGGCCAGAUGAAUCAACAGACUACGUUUGCCCGGUUGAGUCAGCGGGGUCUCUUAAGAGACAUUCAACAGUUAACGGUACCCAGGUGUAUCACUACAACAACAACAACAACUUCAGAAGCCUGAGCACCGUUGUGACCAGAGAGCCUGAUCAGUCCAGGCACCAGCCCUUAAUACCUCAGCCCGCAUCCCACCCCCAUCCCGUGCUCCUCAACCCAGCCCAUCAGUAUGACCCAGUACCUUGACAAGUGAGGAGAUCUUUGUGACGUUCCGAUAAAGCUGCCUGGUGACUCUACAAUCACAGCUGCCUGUCAUGAUGGAUCUAGUCCCCUUCAUGUAUUAUUGGUCAGGUGCUUAACAAGCCCAACCUUGGCCUCCUUUCCUGGUGACAGUGUAAAGACAGUUUUUCUAACCUAUUGUGCACCUACAAGAGAUUAUUUCAUGUGAGUUCACUCGGACACCAUCUCCACCUCUUUUCCAGAUUGAGUACAAUUCUUCCACACGCUUGAAAUAAACUUCUCACAUUGUUGCUUUAAUUCUUACAAAAUUGUAUUCAUUAUUUAUGGAAUGGCAGAGCCAAACAUAAAACUGAGUGCUUGUUUUGGAACAGGGAAACUGACUUUGUAUAAUGUUAUUAUUUUACAGUAGUUGAUGACUUUUUAUACUAAACUGAUACUUUGAAGAAUGCUUUGUGUCAUGUAAUCAGAAAAAAGAUUGAAAUAUACAAACUGUGUGUGUGUGUGAGUAUGCAGAAGGUUAUUUACAUUUUCUUUUUUAAAUUGAAUUAAUGUAGCUGUAGGCUGCAACAUAACACUGGUAAUUAUUUUUAAAAGUCUGAAUGCUUUCAAAAUGUCAAUUGAAAACAUUAAAAUCUUUCAACACCUUU